Molecule: messenger RNA, 561 nt
Organism: Aspergillus neoniger CBS 115656
Lineage: Eukaryota; Fungi; Ascomycota; Eurotiomycetes; Eurotiales; Aspergillaceae
Exons: 3
Coding region: 1-561 (186 amino acids)
Molecular function (GO): oxidoreductase activity
Source: RefSeq, a predicted model, not a curated record
AUGACUGUCAUGAAGCCAUUGACCUCGAUCACUGGUGCCAACCGCACCGGCAGAUACCGUCUCCUCAUUGGUGCCCGGACGCAAGAGAAAGCCGAGGAAGCUAUCAAGAAACUAGGCAAUUCCUCCAACAACUUUGCACCAGUGAUACUAGACCUCAACAGCGACGUAUCUAUCAAAGCUGCUGCCGCCUUCAUUCAGGCACGGUUCGGUUCACUCAACAUUCUUGUCAAUAAUGGCGGCGUCAAUCAAUCAUCUGAUCCCAACGCCACGCUUCGUGAGACCUACCGCGCAGUGUUCGAGACCACGUCUUUGGGGUGGCUGUUUGAAACCGCCCUCAACAUGAUCAAAGCGGUGGAUGCGGUGCGCCUGCAGAAGGAGAACAUUCUCUCAAUCGUGGUUUGCCCGGGUCACUGUCGAACCGAAUUUGAGGGAGGCAACGGUGUCAAGUCUCCUGAGGAGGGGGCACAGCCGAUUGUCCGCGCGGCAACAAAGGGGCCUCCAGAAGAACUGUUCGGAAAGGUUGUGGAAGAUGAAGGGUAUUUUGUGGAGUUUGGGUGGUAG